Candidozyma pseudohaemuli is the source of this 1734-nucleotide messenger RNA. RefSeq names its product H(+)-transporting V1 sector ATPase subunit A (gene TFP1). Gene Ontology annotation, cellular component: proton-transporting V-type ATPase, V1 domain; fungal-type vacuole membrane. Gene Ontology annotation, molecular function: proton-transporting ATPase activity, rotational mechanism; ATP hydrolysis activity; ATP binding. NCBI's taxonomy places the organism in Eukaryota, Fungi, Ascomycota, Pichiomycetes, Serinales, Metschnikowiaceae. The record is from RefSeq and is a predicted model, not a curated record. The coding region runs from base 1 to 1734 and encodes 577 amino acids. Gene Ontology annotation, biological process: proton transmembrane transport; ATP metabolic process. The transcript has a single exon.
AUGCUUGGAAGUGCUAUGUACGAGUUGGUUAAGGUUGGUCAUGCCAAUUUGGUUGGUGAAGUUAUCAGAAUUAACGGUGACAAAGCAACCAUUCAGGUUUACGAGGAAACCGCAGGUGUCACUGUGGGUGAUCCUGUUUUGAGAACAGGUAAGCCAUUGUCGGUGGAAUUGGGUCCUGGUUUAAUGGAGAACAUUUAUGAUGGUAUUCAAAGACCUUUGAAGGAAAUUAAGGAGAAGUCCCAGUCCAUUUACAUUCCAAGAGGUAUUGAUGUUCCAUGCUUAGACAGAGUGAAGCAGUACGACUUCAACCCAGGUGCUUUGAAGGUUGGUGACCACAUCACUGGUGGUGAUAUCUUCGGUUCCAUUUACGAAAACUCUUUGUUGGAUGACCACAAGAUCUUGUUGCCUCCUAGAGCCAGAGGUACCAUUACCUCCAUCGCCGAAUCUGGCUCCUACACUGUGGAGGACCCAGUUUUGGAGGUUGAGUUCGAAGGUAAGAAGCACAAGUACUCUAUGAUGCACACUUGGCCUGUCAGAGUCCCAAGACCAGUGGCCGAGAAGUUGACCGCCGACUACCCCUUGUUGACUGGUCAGAGAGUCUUGGACUCUUUGUUCCCUUGUGUGCAAGGUGGUACAACCUGUAUUCCAGGUGCUUUCGGUUGUGGUAAGACUGUCAUCUCACAAUCUUUGUCCAAGUUCUCUAACUCCGAUAUCAUUAUUUACACCGGUUGUGGUGAGCGUGGUAACGAGAUGGCUGAGGUGUUGAUGGAGUUCCCUGAGCUUUACACUGAGUUGAGUGGUAAGAAGGAGCCUAUUAUGAAGCGUACUACUUUGGUCGCAAACACAUCGAACAUGCCUGUCGCUGCUCGUGAAGCUUCUAUCUAUACUGGUAUCACUCUUGCUGAAUACUUCCGUGACCAGGGUAAGCAUGUUUCUAUGAUUGCUGACUCUUCUUCUCGUUGGGCCGAAGCCUUGAGAGAACUUUCUGGUCGUUUGGGUGAAAUGCCUGCUGACCAGGGUUUCCCUGCCUAUUUGGGUGCCAAAUUGGCCUCUUUCUACGAGCGUGCCGGUAAGGCUACUGCAUUGGGAUCACCAGACAGAAUUGGUUCCGUUUCCAUUGUUGCUGCUGUGUCUCCAGCUGGUGGUGAUUUCUCCGAUCCCGUGACAACUGCUACUUUGGGUAUUACUCAAGUUUUCUGGGGUUUGGACAAGAAGUUGGCCCAGCGUAAGCAUUUCCCAUCUAUCAACACCGGUAUCUCAUACUCUAAGUACACCAACGUGUUGGACCCAUACUAUGAGAAGAACUUCCCAGGCUUCAAGGCUUUGAGAACCAAGAUCAAGGAGAUCUUGUCGAAUGCUGAGGAGUUGGAGCAGGUUGUGCAAUUGGUCGGUAAGUCCUCCUUGUCCGACUCAGACAAGAUUGUCUUGGAUGUUGCUAACUUGAUCAAGGAAGACUUCUUGCAGCAGAACGGUUACUCCUCUUACGACCAGUUCUGUCCUAUUUGGAAGACUUACGACAUGAUGCGUGCUUUCGUGAGCUACCACGAUGAGGCACAGAAGGCUGUUGCCAACGGUGCUGCCUGGAACAAGUUGGCUGAGGCCACUGGUGACGUGAAGCACUCUGUUUCGAGCGCCAAGUUCGUCGAGCCCUCCGAGGGUGAGGACAGUGGUCGUAAGAACUUCAACGAUUUGUUCACGAAGAUCAGCGAACGUUUCGGUGAAGCCGCCGAGUAA